AUGAGUCAUAAAGAAAAUGGUAAACAGUCCCAGUACAUAAUUAACAUCUCGCCGGAAGACGAAGUUAUCAUUCACGAAGGGGGCGCAUCUGAUCGUAACUCCGUCCAGGAGCCGGAUCAGGAACAAUCCCCACAGGACUUUGUCCAACAAGCGCUGCGUAUGCGCGAGCAGUACAUGAAGGGAUCGGGUGCGAGAGCUUCCACCCCGCUUCCGGCCAGCUCAUUUGUCGAGUACACGACGGUCAAGUACGAUCACUUUGGACCAAGUAAGUCGCCUCCAUCAGCUGCACCAGCUUACCAUAGCAAACCUGUUCCGUCGAAGCCUCAUCAUCCUGCACAACCACCACAGUCGGCAGCACUAUCGGGUCACCAAGCACCACAGGUCAACUACCGACCGAAACACAUCAAACCGAAGCCAACCAAAAUCCCAGUGAACACGGUAACGCCAUUCAGUGACAUUGAGCUACCAGAGGCCGAAGCCACCAGUCCCUACCGAAAGGAGAAACUAAAGGAACAACCUAAGUCUCCGAAACACAAUCCACUCAAACAACAGGACACAGAAGCAUCCACACUCUACAUACAGAAAGUCAAACCCAUAGAUCCUGUUUACACCAGUUACAACACUCAUCACGAUACUGGCAGCAGCUUCAAAGAGUUUCAGCAAUUGCCUCUCACUGAUUCCCAUGGAGCUAGUUCUGUGUUGAACAUACAGAAGGUAAAACCUCCAUCCAAUCAUAGACCCAGUUUCCAUCAUGAAGACACCAGAUCAGACUACCACGAGAAAAAGCACAAACAUAAGCACAUAUCAUCCGAAGAAAUUCGCUACAAACCAAAGCACAAAACACAUAGUCAUCAUCACCAUGUUGAACAGACAGCUGAAUUCUUUCCGGAAAAGAUUCGCCAUACUGUCGAACGGCAGUCACCAAAACUACAUCAGGAAUCGCCGGCAGAGUCGUUUGACAAAUACUAUCUACCAAAGGCAACAGUCAAAGAAGUUAAGCUCGAGCCCGAACCAGCACCAUCCGUAGAAUCAUACCGAUAUCAACCACUCAAAAGUUAUCCUCCAGAGGAAUCCCACAAGUUCAAGUUCACCAAAGAAAUAUCCAGCACCCCCGAACCAUACAAGCCAUAUCAUCACAUCAAAACAUUCACCGAAGACAAACGGGGUAUGAAGGAAGAACAUUUCCGCCAUCAGCCGUCGCCACGUCCUCAUCACUACGAUUUCCCUAGUCCUUCACAGAAACCUCAUCAUGCUGAAAGACCAAGCGCAAAGCCGAAAUACAGCGAAUAUGUCUCUAAAGAUGAUAACUACCCUCAAUCGUUCUUGAACGCACAUCAAGUAGAGACCCACGAAUCAUACAAACCAACAUGGACAAAGACAGAGGAAUUAUCCGAUAAACAUCCAGAAGUCGUCAAAAUUGGCCCUACAUUACCCCCAAAGUACUACGAAGAGCCUUCUCCUGCUCCAAGCUAUGCUAAAGUAACCACCUACCCAACCCAAUCAUCGUCUAAUUCGCAACAAGUUUACCACCGAAUAAAAGCGCCACAACCAGGAGAUCCGUACAAGUUCAAACCGAGCCCAACUCCGGAAAUCUCCAUUGCCAGCCACGGAUUCCAGAAACCAACCUCUUCCAGCUUUCCCAAGUACAUCCCCACAAAAAUGCCAGAACUGGAAGAUCCUAAAACCAGCAUGAAAUAUUCUUAUCCCUCUUCCGAGUCUAUUUCGAACUAUAUUCCAUCGUCGACUCAAGAACCGUUCAGUGCUUCACCCGAGCAUCCCAAAGUAUUCUCCUUGGCACCGACCACCUACACACCCAAAUACGCCAUGUCACCCACACCUGACACCUUCGAUUUCCCACAUAUGAGCGAAGCCCCGAAGUCUUUCUCCAAAUACAGUGAACCAACCCCAUCUACAAAGGUCUACGGCACCAUAGUCCCCUCUGAACAACCAUUCAAAACCCUCAGCACAAAAAUCUACAUGAAACCCUCCCCAACGGAGUUCUCGUUUACCGAGCAGAAGGAAACCUCCAUGAAACCCCUUCAAAAUCGCACCACCUCCGUUGAAUUCUCACCAUCACCCAGUGAAGACCCUCAAACAGAGUAUUACACAAACCCGGAGCUUACCACUUACUACGUGUUUGCCAAUGGCACGGAAAUCAAGCUUGGAAACGAUCCGUCUAAAAUUCCUCCGGAGUUCCGUGUCACUCCGGGAGACUCAUCGUUUUUCAGUUCCAACUAUUCCACCAAGUUGGCCGAAGACUACGCUAUGAAGUUCAAUUGGGACAGCAUUCCAUCUUCCACGAAAGAAUCAGAUUUCUUUGUUAGCCCGGAAAACGCCGUCAAAGAGGGCAAAAUGAAGUUCCAGAAAUCGAAAUUACCAUUGAAAUUUUCCAAGCAGUUGAAACCGAUUAAGACGGUUACAAUCUAUAGGAACACACAUCGGUCAGCUGACGACACCGAGAUGGAAGGUGGAUUCGAACCCUCGGAUCACUACUUCAAGCAAGGGGCCGACGUUCCACAAAUCAGUGACAAGCGCGGCGAAGUUACAGAUGACGACGAAGAUUUCUUCUUCGCCAACGGAGAGGUCAUUCUUCAAGAUGACCCCAGUAAGGCCUCCAAGAAGAAUUCAGUCUUCCUUCCACCGGGAUUGGAUAAGGCUCAGAUGAUGCUGAAGAUAGCGCAACAGCAGCAACUUCAGCAGCAACAUUUGCAGCAGCAAGCUUUGCUGCAGCAACAACUGCAACAUCAGCAACUUCAGCAGCAGCAACUUCAACAGCAGCAACUUCAUCACCAACAACAUCAAAAGCAACCUCAACAACAACCAUUGCAACAGCAACAACCACUACAGCAGCAUCAUCCAAAUUCGCUUCAAGAUCAACAGGUACCCGAUAUGGACAUGAGUGCUGAACCUUCGAAGAAGCAUCAGUACUUCGUGUUGUAUCACAUUGAGGACAACAAAAAGAAACCUCGACCUACACCACCAACAACCACUCAGGCACCAACCCCUCCACCAAUGAAACAAGAAAUCCACUACCACUACAGUGAAAAGGAGAACGAAGAUCCAGAGGUAACACAUGAGCAUUACAACUACCACCAUGAGGAAACGAUCGAGGACUUGGAUGACGAUGUUCAGCAUCACUACAUCAACCCGAAUGCCGGAAAGUUCAACUUCCGUCCGAACAUAGCGCAUCCGUCAUACAAGUACAGGGACAAUGCUGGAGCCGGUAGCGAAACAUCAGUGCGAGUGGUAGAUCCAGAUUUCAAACAUGGCCGCCCUAUGGAGAUCACCAAGCAAGAAUACAUGCGCCACGUGCAAAACGCCGUACUGAAGUACAUGAAACAGUUGCAAGAUGAAGGGCGGCUGCCGGUGGUGGGUCAAGACGCGGAUGAUACUCAGAAAACUUUCGAGGAAAUUGAUAUUGAAGCACUGUUGAAUGGGAAUAAUCCGAAACAUAAAUUCCAGCUGAAUCCAAAUCCCGUCAAACCAGCCAGUGUGCCGAUGAAUCCAAGCCAGUACAAACCGAUGAAAACAGUCCCAAGUUCAAAUUCAUAUAAAUCUCUGGCAAAUCUGAAGAUCCCGAAGAACACGUUUCCUGCAGGAAAACCUCUGAAGACGGCCAUCGAGAGUCUGCAGGAGCAGCUCGGCAACAGUGUGGACUUGACGGUGAAAGGUACGAAAGCUCCCUUCAAACCAGAUCUUUCGGCAAUCGAUGUCGGUCAGUCGUAUCUGCACGGCCCUAGCUAUGAGCCACCAAUCCCAAUCAAAACCGCCUCGUCCAACUUCGACAAUCCAUCCGUGGUGAAGAUUCCUGCGCAGAAAACCAAGUUGCACUUCAACCAGCAGACAUACCACGACAUCAACUCGCUGACAAAUUUGAAAGAAACGCAAAGCCUGAAGGCUACCUCGCCGUACUCAUCGAUCAAGGGUGGAACCGCCAACGUGGGUGCCUCGAUCAGUUUCGGUGGUGCCAACAAGGUAAGCACCAGCCACGCCGAGGACAUCAAGUUGGGACCGGAGGCGCUUGAUGCGCCUAUUCAGAUCAUCAACGGCAUCCCAGUGACGAACCCCUACAACAUCGAUAUGAACACGCUAAGGUACAUGUUGGGAGGUCUGGCCCAAGCUCAAGCCGAGCAGAAUCAACAACCGAUCAAGCAGCAAGAACCGACCCUCAAGCUGAAAGGAUCCAACUGGAUGUCGCUUCCAACGAUGGCCAGUCCUGCGCAGAUAUUCAACUCCAACAUGCAGACCUUCCAUCACGGACCUUCCGAAUCGAGCAACUACAAGUACAACUCAAACUUCGACGGCAGCAAUUUCAAGAUCAAGAUGCCACAGAAGGUGAAAGACUACGGCAAGGCCAAGCCCGUCGGAAUCGACUCGAUCGGUAGCACCUCCAUGAACUACGCAUCUUGGGGUGAACCUCCGCGUCAAAACCGCCAACUCGCGCAUCUUCAACAGCAGCAACAACAACAACAGCAUCAUCAUCAUCACUCGCAUCAACAGCAACAGCAAUCCGGGCGACCUAUUCGGGAAUUCAACCCGGAAGUGUUUCUGAAUCCCCAGGGCCAGUACAUGGGUCCCGUUAUGAAGAAGAAAAAUGGACCGGUCGAUCGUCAAAGUGUACCCAGCAAACCUCCAGUGCCAGCGAACAAAUCUAAGAAGACUAGUCUGGACACCAAUCUGAGGCCACCACCGCCGAGAUAGAGGUUUGCUUAAAUUGGGAGGGAGGUUGAAGAAUUUUCGACAGCAGUUCUGAAGGUAGUCGGAACUGAAGGGGGUGCGCGAUAUUGCGUAGCGUAGGGUCGCAUUCGUUGGUGAUCCUUAACUUGUAGAUAGGAUAGCUAGGAUUAUGAAUUUAGGAUGGUGAUCAAUUGAUGAAGAUGUCAUAUCAAGAAGACUGGAAACCAACAAACUUAGUUAUGACAUACUUCAAGAUGUUUUGUCCGUGCUUUGAUACAGUUUAUCCGAUAUGUAGUUUUCAUUGUUGAGCUGUCUUCGUGAGAUUCAAGCUCGAUAGUCACCAAUUUAGAGAUUAUUGAAUUACUUAAUUAUAAAUGUAAGAAAAUUUCAAUCUUACUCUCUCGAUCUGAAGCAACAAAUUUUAGCUGUUAUUUAUUGAACCGUUACUAAUAAUUUAUUGAAAACUUUUAUCAACUGUUAUAUAAUGAUAGGAUCACACAUAUAAAUACGCCGCUUUGGAGGACACGAACAGAUUCUAGCGAAAAUAAACAAGACUUCCCAAGUAUUAU
Aedes aegypti (yellow fever mosquito) is the source of this 5246-nucleotide messenger RNA. RefSeq lists its product as uncharacterized. The transcript has 3 exons. Gene Ontology annotation, molecular function: transcription cis-regulatory region binding. Gene Ontology annotation, biological process: regulation of transcription by RNA polymerase II. The record is from RefSeq and is a predicted model, not a curated record. NCBI's taxonomy places the organism in Eukaryota, Metazoa, Arthropoda, Insecta, Diptera, Culicidae. Gene Ontology annotation, cellular component: nucleus. The coding region runs from base 1 to 4701 and encodes 1566 amino acids.